UUGGUAUGGCGCGACCCGCAUGUGUUCGCGGGCAGGUGAUUGCCGACUCCCCUUCCCCCCACCCGAGCCCUUAUCUGCUAGCGCUCUACGCCCGUCUCCGUCGCACCUGGUUGGUCGCAUCCGCGGCCGAACGUACACGGCGGUGGUGUCACCGAGGCGGGUGAACCUGGCAGGCGUCGCUGAUUAUACCCGAAUCAGUUGGGCGGGUGGCGUCGCGACGCUCGGAGCGUCCCCCCGGUGCGGUUGUGCGGUGACGGUGAACGCAGGUAGUGAUGCGCGGGUCGAGCGCGCCCGCCAGCGGCGUCGCGGCGGACUCGUUCAGGGCGUUCCCCGGGCACACCAUGAGCCCCGUGCGCAGGCUGGUGGACGGCGGCAUCCACGCCGCCCUCCAGUACGCCGUCCCGGUGGCCCGGCGCCUCCGCUCCGCGCUGUCCGAGGACCACCAGGUACUGCGACGGCACCAGAACACUUGUGUGUUUGGAACGUGCUGUUCCGAAACAUUAUCGGGUUUGCUCUCCCAACAAACCGGGCCGAGCGCGAGGUGACGGCGGUGCGUCGCGAGCUGGACGAGACGCGGGCGGCGCUGCGCCUGCAGACGGCGCGCUGCCGCCAGCUGGUGGCCGCGUACUCUGACAGGCUGCGCGCCGGCGACGCCCUGCGCGACCACCAGCUCACCCUGGUGCUGCGCGCCCUGGUGGCGCUCGAGGCGCGGCUGCGGCGCGAGCAGAAGGCCAUCCGGGCGCAGCUGGCGCAGCGCGACGCCAUCAUCCACCAGCAGCAGGUGGAGAUCAGCAGGCUCCGCGCCGCGCAGCCGCCCUCUGCGCAGCCGCAGCACCCGGCGCCCAGCGCCCCUCAGCACGCUCAGCACGCGCCCGCCUCCAGGUCGGCGAGUUCCUCCAGCACGGUGACGCCGUCACAACUCAUCGUGGAGAACCACACGUGCGGCCAGGACUCGAGCUGCGACCAGGAGCAGAGCCUGCACGGCCGGACGCACGAAACCGUCGUGGACGCCAUGAGCCACCUCCGGCACCAGGAGGCGGCGCUGCGGGUCCUGGAGCUGGUGGGCCCGCCCCAGCGGCCGCCGGCCAGCACCACGCUACCGCUCCUCAACGGGGAGACGGCCUGCAUCGUGGAGCCGCCCGCCGACUUCAUCGAGGACCAGGGCGUGGUGACGCCGCCCCCGGACGUGGUGGCGAGCUACAACGAGAUGAACCGCGAGUGCUUAGAGCUGGCCAGCAUGGCGGCGUCCCUGCGCGGCGUCGGCGACAAGGGUAGCUGCUAUCAGGACAACCCGGUGCUGGAGUGUGUCAACCUGAUCCUGCUCCGCGACCAGGAGGACUUUCACGAGGAGCGACGGGGACGCGGCCAGCAGGCGCGCGCCCGGGGCGGCAGGGGCAGGCGCUCGGUGGAGGAGCACCAGCACCCCGACCCCCCGGCCUGGUACAACGGCGGGCCCCCGCGGCCCCCGCGGCCCACGCCCCCCGCACUGCCGCCCAAGCCACCCCGCCUUGUAGGCCAGCGCCCUGCCCCAACCAGGAACAGCAAGUCGCCGACCCCCGCCUCCACACCAACCUCUACGCCGACCACACCCACCACGCCGACCUCUACGCCGACCAUGCCGGACAAGGUGUCCCCGCCACCCUCGCCUCCCGCUGCUGACGAGCGCGAGGACGGCAACGAGGCCCUGAGGCGGAACUUCGAGGAGUUCAACCUCGACGACUGUGACAUCGAUGGCCUUGGGCAAGCCGAGCCGGCCAGCCCCAAGGCCGUGACCGAGGCCGCGUCGGACUGUGACGGCGACGGCAGGCCGCGGGCCGAAGGGGACGGCGCGGAGAGCGGCAGGCUCAACGGCCUCCCCGCGGAGCGCGCGGAGCGCGCGGAGCAGGGCCUCCUCCUGACGGCCCCGGCCGAGGCCCCGGGCGGGGUCCCCCAGGCGCUCGGCCUCAGCCCCGCGUUGGCUGGCACCCUGGCGCAGCAGCUGGCGCAGCUGGCGCCUGCCAACUACGACUCGUUCCUGGAGGCGACCGGCCUGAGCAACAAGUCCAUCCUCACGCCGAGCCGCAUGCUGAGCAACCACCGGAGCGUGCUCAAGCCCAAGGACGUCAAGCACCGCAGCCGAGUGAAGGCCGGCGAGCGCUGCGCCCUGCCCUCCGGGAUGCCCGGCCCCACCGUCAAGUACUGGACCGAGCCCUUCCUCUAACCGCACCGAGCUAAUCUAGAAACUAAUCAUGUAUUCUAACCGAAAGGCCUUUAUUGUUGUUUUUGACUCGUGUUUACCAGAACGUAUUGAACAUAGAAGUGUUGUUGCUGGAAUUGAGAAAUGAAUUACCAAUCUUCUUUACCUUAUUUCUUUAUGUGAGAGGAUCCAAGCUGCGCCAACCCAUAGAAAUGCACACAGACUAAAGUCUUACAUUUUUGGCGCAAUUAACGGGCACCAUUCUCAUGAAGUGCAUCAAAAAUGUUGGACCUUCCUUUCGUGCGUAUCAUGUGAUUUGGCGCUACUAGUGAUGGGAGUAUAGAAAACUAGUGCUUGUUAUGAGUAUUGGAAAGUUCCAAUGGAUGACAUACCAUGUACUUCAGUCAUGUCUACUAGAACUAAAAUCUAAGGGUAUACUGUAUUAAACUUUUAAAUGUUGCUGUUUUUUAAA
Molecule: messenger RNA, 2648 nt
Organism: Frankliniella occidentalis (western flower thrips)
Lineage: Eukaryota; Metazoa; Arthropoda; Insecta; Thysanoptera; Thripidae
Exons: 4
Coding region: 20-2200 (726 amino acids)
Source: RefSeq, a predicted model, not a curated record